AUGUCUUACAACGAUAACGAUCGCGAGGACCGUACCUCAGGCUACGGUAGCAGCAACCGUGACGACAAUGAGUAUGGCUCUAAAUCCUCCGGAUAUGGAAACAAUCAGGAUGACUCUUCUUACGGCAAUAAAACGUCCAGCUAUGGAUCGAAUGAUAACGACAGCACUUCCUACGAAUCUUCUACGCGCAGGAAUGAUGACGAGGACACUUACGGAUCUGAGAAGAAGUCAUCAGGAUAUGGUUCUUCCGAUCGCAACGACGACUCGUAUGGUUCUGGCAACAAGACCUCCGAGUUCGGCUCAUCGAAGCGCAAUGACGACGACGAUUCGUACAGUAGCAACAAACAGUCAAGCUAUGGCUCAUCGGGUCGUAAUGACAACGAUAACACCUAUGGUUCAGAGAGCAAGUCUUCGGGCUAUGGAUCAUCAAACCGUAAUGACAACGACGAGGACUCAUACGGCAGCAACAAGCAAUCCAGCUACGGCUCCUCGAACCGCAAUGACAACGAGGACUCUUACGGAAGCAACAAGCAGUCCAGCUACGGUUCAUCAGACCGUAAGGAUGAUGAUGACUCGUAUGGAAGCAAGAACCAGUCAAGCUACGGCUCAUCGAACCGUGACGACGAUGACUUCGGCUCAAGCAACAAGACUUAUGGCUCAGGAAACACUUCUUCUGGGUAUGGUGGCUCUUCGGGUCGCGACGAUAAUGAUUCGUACGGAAGUUCUGAACGCAGGAACGAGGACAGCUAUGGGUCCAAUGACCGCGAGAGUUCCGGGUAUGGGGGUUCGAACAGGAGGAGCGAUGACUACUAA
Molecule: messenger RNA, 813 nt
Organism: Alternaria burnsii
Lineage: Eukaryota; Fungi; Ascomycota; Dothideomycetes; Pleosporales; Pleosporaceae
Exons: 1
Coding region: 1-813 (270 amino acids)
Source: RefSeq, a predicted model, not a curated record